Molecule: messenger RNA, 915 nt
Organism: Spinacia oleracea (spinach)
Lineage: Eukaryota; Viridiplantae; Streptophyta; Magnoliopsida; Caryophyllales; Amaranthaceae
Product: ethylene-responsive transcription factor ERF038
Exons: 1
Coding region: 115-858 (247 amino acids)
Biological process (GO): regulation of DNA-templated transcription
Molecular function (GO): DNA binding; DNA-binding transcription factor activity
Source: RefSeq, a predicted model, not a curated record
AUACCCUCUAUGCUCUAUUCCUUGAGAAGCUCCUUUCUCUAGUCUUUUUUACUCUCUAUAUUCUAUAUAAAUAGACCUUUAAGAUCUAAUAAACCUCAUAUUGAGGCAAUCCAUAUGGAAGAAGCAUCCUUUAUCACUUCAUAUUGUGAUCACCAAACCACCUCUCCCUCCUCCUCUUCUUCCUCCUCCGCCACCACCACCACCACCGCCAUCAAAAUUAAUACGAAAAGGCCGAGUGAAGAGAAAAAUUGCGAUAAUGAUGAUCAAAAAAAGAAGUGUACAAGAAAUUUUGAAGGAAAACACCCUACUUAUAGGGGUGUAAGGAUGAGGAAUUGGGGUAAAUGGGUGUCAGAAAUCCGCGAACCAAGGAAAAAAUCUAGGAUAUGGCUAGGGACAUUCGCCACAGCUGAGAUGGCAGCUCGAGCCCAUGAUGUGGCGGCUUUAGCCAUCAAGGGCCCGAAUGCAUACCUAAAUUUCCCCGAGUUAGCCCAUCAACUACCCAAACCGGCCAGCACUUCUCCAAAAGAUAUUCAAGUUGCGGCUAAUAAAGCCGCAUUAGCAUUAGAUUCUCCCAACUCACAAGCCGAGCCAUUAAACCAAGCCGACUCCCUAGCAACCACAACCACAACCACGUCAUCACCAUCCAACUAUGACACGUCAUCAUCGGCUUCAUCGUCUAGUUUUGAUCAUACUUUCGACGACAACAUAUUCUUCAACUUGCCCGAUCUCUUCCUUGACCUUGAGAAUGUCAUUGAAUUCGGGCACUCGCUACAUUGGCGGCGGCUACCGGAAUCUGGUGAGCCACCGGUAAACGUCAAUGAUCAUCAGCCGGCAGAUCCCUUUUUAUGGAAUUACUAAUUAUAUUUGUCUUAGACUAAUAAUUAAUAAUAUAUAUUAUUAACUUUUGAUCAUCAA